AUGUCGAAUCUGGCACAGAAUAGUUCUUUUAAUGAUAAAUUAAUGUUUGAAAAUGUUCAAAUCAUCUUCGGUAUUUAUCUUAUUCCAAUUAUAUGUAUACCCGGUCUUAUCUGUAAUAUUCUUUGUAUAAUUGUAUUUAUAACUCAUACAAUGCAACGUUUAUUAACAACACAAUUUCUUCUUUAUCUCACUAUAUCCGAUACAAUUAAACUUUCAAAUGAUUUACUGUAUUCAUUCGUUUUGAUUAUCCAAAUAUUUGACCAACAACUCGGUAAAAAACUAUUUCUCAUUCUUUAUCGUUAUUGUCAUUAUAUCAAUACUGUUUCAACAUUGUCAACAGCAUGGUUAACAUUAAUCGUAGCUAUCGAACGAUACAUAUUAUGUACUACAAACAGUCAACGACGAAUACGCAUUCAGAAGAAUUCUCGUUUAAUAUGUAAUUUAAUUAUAUUUGUAAGUCUUCUUGUCGCGUUACCUGUUUCAUUUCGUUAUGAAAUUGUUCCUAUAUCAUCCAAUGACACGACUACAUCGUCGGAAUCGAUCCAAUUGACACACUUUGGCAGUUCACGUUCAUUUCGUUUGUAUUCGAUUGUGAUCGAUCUAAUUCGUGCGAUAUUUCCAUCAUUAUUGUUAUUCUAUUUGAAUACACGUAUUAUUUAUUUACUCGUUCGAAUGAAAUCAUCAACUGGUACUGCAUUUUCUCGUUUAACACUGAGUCUUAUUGUUAUUAUUGGUUGCUUUAUUUGUUCUUACUUUCCAGAUGCACUUUUAUCAUUAGUUUUAGAUAUGGGUUAUAUUAAUGAAACCUAUCGUCGACGAACAAUAAGAGAAAUAACAGAUUUUUGUGUAACAUUAAAUUCAGCAACUAAUUUUGCUAUUUAUUUUUCUAUUUCCUAUACAUUUCGACGUGCUGUGUUUCGUUUAUUUCAACGACAAUCAAGAAAAACAUAUUAUCCAACAACUUAUGAAGAUCUUAUUCAUCGACAUCAAUAUCAAGCACGAUCUCUAUGUAAACAUGGAACUCCAUUGUAA
This is a messenger RNA of Adineta ricciae, 1032 nucleotides long. NCBI's taxonomy places the organism in Eukaryota, Metazoa, Rotifera, Eurotatoria, Adinetida, Adinetidae. The record is from the annotation of a GenBank genome assembly.